ACCCCCCCCCACCCCCACCACCCCCACCCCACCACCCCCACCCACCCCCACCCCCACCCCCAAUCCAAACCAAUCCAAAUCCAAUCCAAAUCCAAUCCAAAUCCAAUCCAAAUCCAAUCCAAAUCCAAUCCAAAUCCAAUCCAAAUCCAAUCCAAAUCCAAUCCAAAUCCAAACCAAAUCCAAUCCAAAUCCAAUCCAAAUCCAAUCCAAAUCCAAUCCAAAUCCAAUCCAAAUCCAAUCCAAAUCCAAUCCAAAUCCAAUCCAAAUCCAAUCCAAAUCCAAUCCAAAUCCAAUCCAAAUCCAAUCCAAAUCCAAUCCAAAUCCAAUCCAAAUCCAAUCCAAAUCCAAUCCAAAUCCAAUCCAAAUCCAAUCCAAAUCCAACCAAUCCAAAUCCAAUCCAAAUCCAAUCCAAAUCCAAUCCAAAUCCAAUCCAAAUCCAAUCCAAAUCCAAUCCAAAUCCAAUCCAAAUCCAAUCCAAAUCCAAUCCAAUCCAAUCCAAAUCCAAUCCAAAUCCAAUCCAAAUCCAAUCCAAAUCCAAUCCAAAUCCAAUCCAAAUCCAAUCCAAAUCCAAUCCAAAUCCAAUCCAAAUCCAAUCCAAAUCCAAUCCAAAUCCAAUCCAAAUCCAAUCCAAAUCCAAUCCAAAUCCAAUCCAAAUCCAAUCCAAAUCCAAUCCAAAUCCAAUCCAAAUCCAAUCCAAAUCAAUCCAAAUCAAUCCAAAUCCAAUCCAAAUCCAAUCCAAAUCCAAUCCAAAUCCAAUCCAAAUCCAAUCCAAAUCCAAAUCCAAUCCAAAUCCAAUCCAAAUCCAAUCCAAAUCCAAUCCAAAUCCAAUCCAAAUCCAAUCCAAAUCCAAUCCAAAUCCAAUCCAAAUCCAAUCAUCAAAUCCAAUCCUGUCUUUACCGUCGGCCACCAAUCAACGACGGUAAGGCCCUUUUCCGUCAUACCCCGUGGGCCGGAACUAUCGAGAGUCGCUAUGAAGCAGAGUGUCGUCAACUACACGCCAUGAACCUGAUCCGUAUCCAGGGAGAUAGAGGCUGCAAUAUUCCCCGCUCGGUCAUAGCUAGAAUCAUAAUACAUGCAGCCAGGCCGCUGGAAACUGUUGCUCUUUUGUUGACCAAAGAAAACCAUCCGCUCUCUCUAGUUCGUCCACCAAUCGGAAGAUUCCACCUAGCCGCCGCUCCCUCCGCAUCGGUCGAUCGGCCAUACCGCGCACGGGUCCUUUGCCGACGCUGCGUACCAAAUUGCAGCACGGAUUCGUUGGCAGCCGCCAUUCUGCUGUCACCGCUGUCGAGCAUCAAGGAAGUCGCCAUCGUUGAGUCGUCGAGCUAA
This is a messenger RNA of Aedes albopictus (Asian tiger mosquito), 1326 nucleotides long. RefSeq names its product sporozoite surface protein 2-like. The record is from RefSeq and is a predicted model, not a curated record. The transcript is spliced from 4 exons. The annotation marks the transcript as partial. NCBI's taxonomy places the organism in Eukaryota, Metazoa, Arthropoda, Insecta, Diptera, Culicidae.